GCUGUCGUCGAAUCGCCAUGGGUCUCUCCAGCAAUGUCAUGAACAUGAAGUUCAUGCAGAAGGCACAAAACAGUAAAAAGAACGACUUGCACGAACUAGAGACCAAAAAAAUUAGGGAUCUGUCUGAGUGGCUGUUGCCUAGUGGCACUGUCAAGCCUAAGAUCAAACCCGCCGUUACCGUCAGGACUGUUGGUUACGGUAGCAUAGCAUCUUUGACUGCCAAAGAAAAUGACGCCAUAUCCAACGACAACCCAAAAUCGCAAACUGCGCCUCCUUCCAACGAACCCGAAAAGACCCGGAAAGACGACGCACAGACUCUUUUGAAUGAAAUCCUAGAUAAGGCGCAGAAGGAUCAGAAGAGACUGCAGAAGCAAAGCAAGCAACUGCGCAAAAAAGCCCGGAAGCUGCUGUCGUAAUCAAGCCUGUUUCACUUCUUCUUCUUGUCUGAUUCCAAGAAAAAUCCCCCCUUGAUUAGAACGUCCCUUGUUGCUGUGUUAAUGUGCUUAAACCGGUCAGGCCCUAAGUGUGUGCCUCCGUACCACCUGCUGACGACCACCACCACAUUCCAAACAUCCAUAAU
Metschnikowia bicuspidata var. bicuspidata NRRL YB-4993 is the source of this 580-nucleotide messenger RNA. RefSeq lists its product as uncharacterized. The record is from RefSeq and is a predicted model, not a curated record. The coding region runs from base 18 to 416 and encodes 132 amino acids. The transcript is spliced from 2 exons. NCBI's taxonomy places the organism in Eukaryota, Fungi, Ascomycota, Pichiomycetes, Serinales, Metschnikowiaceae.